This is a messenger RNA of Nicotiana attenuata, 1338 nucleotides long. RefSeq names its product aldose 1-epimerase-like. Gene Ontology annotation, biological process: beta-D-galactose catabolic process via UDP-galactose, Leloir pathway; glucose metabolic process. The record is from RefSeq and is a predicted model, not a curated record. Lineage: Eukaryota; Viridiplantae; Streptophyta; Magnoliopsida; Solanales; Solanaceae. Bases 129 to 1202 code for a protein of 357 amino acids. Gene Ontology annotation, molecular function: carbohydrate binding; aldose 1-epimerase activity. The transcript has 5 exons.
GUUCACAUGCAGAUAAUAAUCUAAUAUACCACAAUAGUGCCAGAUGAGUUGGAAGAGUACAAAUAUUCAUAGCUGAUCUGUCAUUAAGAAACACUCUCUGAAGGCUCAAAAACAAAGGAGUUGACUAUAUGUCUUCAAAGGUUAGUAGUUUGUUUAUCUGUUUGUUCAUUCUUCAACUAUGGGCUGCCGCUGUUGUUACAGGGCGAAAGAUAGGAAUCUAUGAGAUUAAGAAAGGAGAUUUCUCUGUUAAGAUCACUAAUUAUGGUGCCAGAAUAAUCUCUGUUCUUCUUCCUGAUAAGCAUGGAAAAAUUGGUGAUGUUGUUAGUGGAUAUGACACCAUCGAGGAAUACAAGAAUGAUACACGUUAUUUUGGAGCCCUACUUGGGAGGGUUGCUAACCGGAUUGGUGGUGCUCAAUUUAGUUUGAAUGGAACCCUUUAUAAGCUUAUCCCCAAUGAAGGAAAUAACACCAUUCAUGGUGGCCCUAAAGGAUUUAGCUAUGUUGUUUGGAAGGUGAGCAAAUACGUGCAAGAUGGUCCAUGCCCUUGCAUAACUCUAACAUACCAUAGUGCUGAUGGUGAAGAAGGAUUUCCUGGAGAUGUUCUUGCCUCUGUUACUUUUGCAUUAAAAGAUCCUUACAAACUUAGCGUGGUAUUUAAGGCAAAAGCACUGAACAAGGCUACUCCAAUUAACCUGUCUCACCACCCUUACUGGAACAUUGGUGGUCACAACAGUGGCGACGUCUUGUCUCAGGUUGUUCAAAUCUUUGCAUCAAACAUCACCCUAGUUGACGAACAGCUCAUUCCCACAGGCGAGAUCGCCCCUGUCAAGAACACACCAUACGACUUUCUAAAACCCCGUAAGGUGGGGAGCAGGAUCGACAAAAUCGAUAGAGGAUAUGACAGAAACUAUGUACUUGACAGCAAUGAAAAAAUGAAACCCGUGGCAAAAGUUUAUGAUAAGAAAUCAGGAAGAGUGAUGGAUAUACAAGCGACUGCACCUUGUGUGCAUUUCUACACUGCAAAUUGGGUGAUUGAUGUAAAAGGGAAAGGUGGAUAUGUGUAUCAGCCUCAAUCAUCAUUGUCUUUGGAGACUCAAGGAUAUCCGGAUGCUGUGAAUCACCCAAAUUUCCCGUCGAUAAUUGUGAAUCCAGGAAAGACCUAUGCCCACACUCUGCUGUAUACGUUCUCCAUCAAGAAAUAGUACUACUUAGAAUGCUUGAUUUCUGUCCCUCUUAAAAUAUUCUACUUAAAUUGAUUUUUGUAUCAUGGUUAUAUGUUCUCUGUGACAAAUAAAACUCUGAUAUUCAUGAUAUAAUAUAAUUUUCUUCGUUUAAGUA